Molecule: messenger RNA, 2490 nt
Organism: Aspergillus clavatus NRRL 1
Lineage: Eukaryota; Fungi; Ascomycota; Eurotiomycetes; Eurotiales; Aspergillaceae
Product: beta-glucosidase H
Exons: 3
Coding region: 1-2490 (829 amino acids)
Biological process (GO): glucan catabolic process
Molecular function (GO): beta-glucosidase activity
Source: RefSeq, a predicted model, not a curated record
AUGACGGCAAAGUUCGACGUAGACCAUGUUCUGAAUAGCAUCAGCGAGGACGACAAGAUCGCUCUUCUAUCAGGAACGGAUUUCUGGCAUACGUACUCGAUCCCCGAACACAAUGUGCCUCCGAUUCGAACCACCGAUGGCCCCAAUGGAGUGCGUGGAACCAAAUUCUUCGCCGGCGUCCCGGCCGCUUGUCUGCCCUGCGGCACCGCCCUGGGCGCCACCUGGGAUCGGGACUUGCUGCACAAAGCCGGGGUCUUACUUGGCCAGGAAUGUCUAGCCAAAGGAGCGCAUUGCUGGCUGGGUCCGACCAUCAACAUGCAGCGCUCGCCCCUGGGAGGUCGCGGAUUCGAGUCCUUUGCCGAGGAUCCGCAUCUGUCGGGCACGAUGGCGAAAUCCAUCAUCCUGGGCUGCGAAAGCACCGGGGUCAUUUCCGCUGUUAAGCAUUAUGUCGGAAAUGACCAGGAGCAUGAGCGUCGCGCAGUUGAUGUGAUGGUCACCCCGCGGGCGCUGCGGGAAAUCUACCUCCGUCCAUUCCAGAUUGUGGCUCGGGAUGCCCAUUCGGGAGCAUUGAUGACCUCGUACAAUAAGAUCAACGGCAAGCAUGUCGUCGAGAACCCGGCCAUGUACGAUAUCAUUCGCAAGGAGUGGAAGUGGGAUCCCCUGAUCAUGAGCGAUUGGUUAGGCACCUACACCACCAUCGACUCUCUCAACGCCGGGCUGGACCUGGAGAUGCCCGGCCCUUCUCGCUACCGCGGGAAGUACAUCGAGUCUGCGGUGCAGGCACGUCUGGUCAAGCAGUCGACAAUUGAUCAGCGAGCGCGCAAAGUGCUCGAGUUUGCGGCAAGGGCAAGCCAGGCUCCGGCGUCCGCUGUGGAAAGCGGUCGUGACUAUCCAGAAGACCGGGCCCUGAACCGGGAGAUCUGUGGAAACAGUAUCGUUCUCUUGAAAAACGAAGACACGCUGCUUCCUUUGCCAAAGAAGAUCAAGAAGAUUGCUCUUAUCGGCUCCCAUGUGAAGACCCCGGCUAUUUCUGGUGGUGGGAGCGCCUCGCUGCAACCAUAUUACGCUGUCUCUCUGUACGAUGCAAUUAUCGAAGUCCUCCCAGACACAGAAAUCAUCUACGAGACGGGCGCAUAUGCCCAUAAAAUGCUACCCGUCAUCGAUCGGAUGCUCAGCAACGCCGUGAUCCGCUUCUACAAUGAACCGGCGGACAAGGAACGGACCUUGCUGUCGACCGAGCCUGUCAACAACACCGCCUUCCAGUUGAUGGACUACAACACACCAGGGCUUAAUCGAACACUCUUCUGGGCUACUCUAGAUGGGGAGUUCACACCUGAUGUGUCGGGACUCUGGGACUUCGGUCUAACUGUAUUUGGUACGGCCACUCUAUACAUCGACGACGAGAUGGUGAUCGAUAACACCACCCAACAGACCCGUGGAACAGCCUUCUUUGGAAAAGGGACCAUACAAGAAGUUGGGGCAAAGGAGCUUACUGCUGGACGGACAUAUAAGAUUCGGAUCGAGUUCGGUUCUGCCAAUACCAGUCCCAUCAAAGCCAUCGGGGUGGUGCACUUUGGUGGUGGUGCUGCACACCUAGGCGCAUUUUUGCACAUGGAUCCCGAGCAGAUGGUUCGGGACGCCGUGAAGGCAGCGUCCGAGGCGGACUAUACAAUCUUGUGUACAGGUCUCAAUCGGGACUGGGAGUCGGAGGGAUUCGAUCGUCCGGAUAUGGACCUUCCGCCUAGAAUUGAUGCGUUAAUCUCUGCCGUUCUUGAUGUCGCAGGGGACAAAACGAUCAUUGUCAACCAGUCCGGGACACCAGUCAUGAUGCCAUGGUCGGAUCGUGCUCGAGCGAUAAUUCAGGCAUGGUAUGGGGGCAAUGAAACUGGCCAUGGCAUUGCGGAUGUUUUGUUUGGUGAUGUGAACCCUUGCGCCAAGCUACCGCUUUCCUGGCCGGCUGAUGUGAGACAUAAUCCUGCGUAUCUCAACAGUCUGAGCGUUGGUGGGAGGAUGCUCUAUGGAGAGGAUAUCUAUGUUGGAUAUCGAUUCUAUGAGAAGAUUGGACAGGUGACGUUGUUUCCGUUUGGACAUGGACUGUCGUAUACGUUGUUUGAAGUAUCUCCCAAGGUGACGGUUUCUCCCACUGCGUUUACUGUUGAAACCCCCCUCAGCGCCACCGUUCGAAUCAAGAAUACUGGCCCAGUGGCCGGGGCUCAGAUCCUGCAGCUCUACGUUGCAGCUCCCACAUCGGCCACCCCACGCCCUGUCAAGGAACUGCAAGGGUUCAGCAAAGUCUUUCUGCAGUCGGGAGAGGAGAAGACAGUCGUCAUUAGCGUUGACAAGUAUGCCACGAGUUUCUGGGAUGGGAUUGAAGACAUGUGGAAGAGCGAGGCGGGCGUGUAUCAGGUCCUGAUUGGUACGUCGAGUCAGGACAUUGUAGCUCGGGGGGAAUUCACGGUGGACGAGACCACAUUUUGGACAGGAGUCUAG